Messenger RNA from Schistosoma rodhaini, 6241 nucleotides. Lineage: Eukaryota; Metazoa; Platyhelminthes; Trematoda; Strigeidida; Schistosomatidae. The record is from the annotation of a GenBank genome assembly.
GAUCUUGUAUUAUCCUCUCAUUUUGGGCGCCCUGUUUGUGACUCGAAGUAUAGUUUUUAUUCGCAUUAAAUUGUCGGUUGUUUGGUAAUUUUCCCUUCAUAUGUCAUUAGAUAUUACAACCUGAAUCCCCUCUUAUUGUUAGGUAAUCACUAGUUCCUUAGUUCUUGACAUACUCGUCCUUAUAUAUCGUGCUUUAUAGCUUGGUUUUGUCAAGGGGACAAUACAAUUCCUCAUUAGAAUGAGGAUACAGAAUAAGUAUAUAUUCACCAUGACCUAGAAUCUGAUUUCAAACAUAACUCUUAUUCCUAAUACCAGCCUCUUGUUAUGUUGCAGUACUUUGAUUUUUUAAUUUAAUGCUGAACAUUUGAUCAUGUAUUGCUUGCCAAAGGACCGAAUAUUCCUCGAUCUUUAGACAAACCUUUUCAGAAUAUGGAUUAGUUCAGUAAUGUUUUAAAAGCCAUAAACACUUCCGUUUUGUAAUACAGGUCAUUUUUUAAUCACAGCUUCUUUCUGUUUAGCUACACAUCAAUUCUAAUUUUUUCGAAAUGAUGUAUAAGCGAUUCAAGUUGUUAGCAUUCCUUAAUUUGACCAAUCUACUUAGCAUACUCAAUGGUAAUCUUCAAACUGAACAAUAAAAGGGCUGAUCUAUUGACUGUGCACCAACUAUUACCUGUGCUUCUGACCUUUUCGAUGUUAUUUUAACAUGCUUACAUUCGCGAUUACCCAUGGUCCCAAAAUGUCCCGGUACGACGGGUGGGGAGAGUCUGCUUCCUCUGUCGAAAGGCCUUAACAUGGCCACACAUAUACAGACGCUGCCAGGGGAGCCCUAGUCUGCCUCCUCGCGGCGGGGUGAUGUUUACGAAGUUAAACGAACAAAAAGUGGAUGGUCAACGCUUUAACUGGGUUGCUGGGUAUGGAGUAUUCACCUAGGGGAGAUCGAGAACAAUGAUUCCAAACAAAUGGGGCACUUAGACUACAGAAUUCCGAGGGGUCAAAUGACGUAUGAACCUAUUGUUGGUCACCGGCUACUGUGGGACUGUGUUUCCUAACAUUGCUCCACUGCCUUGUGGGUUAGACCUGUAGGUCAAAGGCUCGGGACUGGCCCCCUGAGAAAACCACUUGUCUUAGUUUUUACACCUGAGCAAUAUUCCAGCUCCCCCCCACAAAUCGACUGACGAAGUGUGGCACCCACAUAUUUGCUGUUUCCUUAUACUAGUUUGUAUUUAGAUAAAUAGAUAAUUCUUCACAAAGGGGCGGUAUAAUUAAGACUACUAAAUACCCAUGACUGAAUAUCUGUUCCUCCUUUACAUGUAAGACAUUUGGAAGUGUAUCUGCAUACUCGUAUCAAGUCCAUAAAUGUUCGGAACAAGUCUCAUAAACACCGAAAGUCUCCUUUACAUGUGAAUAUUGUAGGAUUCAUCACUGACUACAUAUUAAUGCACAUCAACCUGAAUUCAUCAUGAAACUACUGUCUUCUGCCUCGGCACUUAAAAUUCCCUCCACACAUCUAAUAAGUGAUUAAUAAAGUUAAACUGUUCCCAUAGUACUGCGUUCCUGCUCAUUUUCAUUCUGUGUAGAUAAAAAAUCCAGUGUUUCAAUAUACCCACAUUUUGCGAGAUCGAGACUUUGCCGUUAAUUUUGUUUGGCUAACUGCAUGCCAUUGUGUUGUACCAUAUAUCAACACGUUUACAUUUGUAAUUUUUCUAGGAAAUUUUUAAAAAAUAUUGGACUCAAGUUGCAUUCUUGUUUUUCGUCAAUAUUUAUACAUGAAAAUAUGCUUCUCAUUUUUCAGAUCUCAACAAUUAUCGUCCAUGUGUGAUCCUGAGGGGAUUAAGUCAUUUCUGUACACUUUCUUGCAAACUAAGAAACGCAUAGCACCAGAGUAUACUUUCAUAGAGAAGCCUGUCGGUCGGAAUAAGGUUAGGUUUCUUUGUGAGGCUCGGGCUGAUGGCUUCAAUUACGUUGGAAUAGGAAAUUCUACAACGAAAAAAGAAGCCCAAACAAAUGCAGCUAGAGACUUUGUUAACUACCUUGUUCGUGAAGGCGAAAUCCCUGCAUCUUCAGUUCCAGCGAUACAACCUGGGAAUGUAAUAUAUUCGGAACCUGCAAGCACAUCUACAUCAGAAAACUUCGGGCAAAGUCUUCAACAACAAGGGAAUUCGUUAGGUUCUGGCGGUAGCUACAUCAGUAGCAUAUACGACCAAAAGAAGUUGGAAGAGGCAGAAGAGGUGGACUUAACUUCUGAUUUGCAUGGUGGUUGGUCUAUGGAAAACGCCAAGGCACGUCUAAAUGAAUACUUACAGGCAACUCGCCAGCAAGUGGGCCAAGUGAAAUAUACUUCGGUCGGUCCAGAUCAUAGCAGGAGUUACAUAGCAGAGAUGACUGUCUUGGCGAAAAAUCUUCGGAAAACUCUGUACGCUCGAGAGGCGGGAUCAAACAAACAGCUAGCAUCUCGUGCUUGCUGCCUAUCGCUAGUCCGGCAGCUCUUUCAUGCAGGAGAAUUGGAAGCAUAUACUGGCGAAAAACGGAAAAAGAAGCACAGUGAGGUUGCAGUGCAUGAUGUUAAUUUGAAUUCAAAAGUUGAAGAAAAUCUAACCGAUGUAUUGGAGAAUUUGGGUCUUCCCGUUAAUUUGAAACCUACAAAUCUCCCACCAGAUCAAGCUUAUAAUAUGAUUACCAAUUACAACUUGGUAGACUUUGGUGAUGCUCCUAAACAACAACCCCAGCUGGUUGCUUGGUGUCCACCAUUCCCCAACUGGAAUCCAUGGACUGCUUGUAAUAUCGAUGAAGGUCCAGAGGCUACUCAACCAUUAUCUCAUAUUAGCGCUAAUUUGGCUGAUGAACGGUUACGUCGACUUGAUAGCGACCCUCAGUUGCGGUCAUUGAUGGAUGAACGUGCUCAGUUACCCGUGAAUCCUUACAGGGUUUCAAUACUAGAAACCGUUAGACGGAAUAAAGUGACAAUUAUUCGUGGCGAAACCGGAUGCGGCAAAACCACUCAGAUUCCGCAGUUCAUUCUGGACUCGUAUUUGGAAUCGGGAAUAGGUGCUGAAUGCUCUAUUCUGGUAACACAACCACGACGUAUAUCUGCUAUAAGCCUUGCUGAGCGCAUCGCUUACGAGAGAGGCGAAACUGUAGGGACUUCUGUUGGAUAUUGUGUUCGUUUUGAGACCGUUUAUCCUCGUCCGUACGGGUCUAUCUUGUUUUGCACUGUUGGGACAAUGGCACGCAAAAUGGAAGGAGGUCUUCGAGGAGUGUCUCAUGUCAUUGUUGAUGAAAUACAUGAGAGAGACGUUAAUACAGAUUUCAUGCUAAUACUACUGCGCGAAAUGGUAAGAGCAAACAGAAAUCUCCGACUUGUUCUUAUGUCUGCUACCAUUGACAUAACUAUGUUCAGCGAGUACUUUGGAGACUGUACGGUUUUGGAUAUCGAGGGUCGUACACACCCUGUUGAGUAUUACUUUCUAGAAGACUGUAUAAAGAUGGUUAAUUUCGUCCCUCCCCCCGUUGAUGAGAAAAAACGGAAGCGCCGCCAAGAGUUAGAAAGUGUGACAGAUAACGCUGAAGAAAACUGCAACUUGAAGUGUGAUCCUGUUUAUGGGGAGGCAGUGGUUCGUUCCAUGGGCGAAAUAACCGAGAAGGAAGUUCCUUUUGAACUUGUUGGUGCACUUUUGGAUAAGAUCAUAGGUAUGAAUAUUCCCGGAGCUGUUCUUAUCUUCCUUCCUGGUUGGAAUAUCAUUAGUCUUUUGCGAAAAUAUUUACAGUCACAUUCAAGAUAUGGAAGUCCAAACUAUGUUAUCCUGCCGCUACAUUCUCAGAUUCCUAGGGAAGACCAACGCCUAGUUUUUCGUUCCACUCCUUCUGGUGUUAGAAAAAUUGUGUUGGCAACUAACAUAGCUGAAUCAUCUAUCACAAUCAAUGAUGUUGUCUUUGUGAUCGAUUUUUGUUUAUCACGCACGAAGCUUUUCACUGCUCGUAACAAUUUGACGUCAUAUUCUACUUCAUGGUCAAGCAAAACAAAUCUGGAACAACGGCGAGGCAGAGCUGGUCGAGUUCGUCCAGGAUUUGCUUUUCAUCUUUGUAGUCGUGCUCGCUUUGAUCGUUUAGAACAACAUGCUACCCCGGAGAUUCUGCGUACUCCGUUACACGAACUGGCAUUACUCAUAAAGCUUUUGCGUCUUGGUUCUGUUAGAGACUUUUUAAUGAAGGCUUUACAACCACCACCACUCGACGCAGUUAUUGAAGCAGAGCAUACAUUGAAAGAGAUGAAGGCGUUGGACAAAAAUGAUGAACUAACUCCUCUGGGAUUUAUACUUGCUCGACUUCCAAUCGAGCCACGUUUGGGGAAAAUGUUGAUAUUUGCUUGUGUCUUCAAUCUGGGUGGGGCAGCUGCUGUUCUCACGUCUACUGCGAGUCUUGGAUGUGACCCAUUUUUAUUGCCUCCGGAUCAUCGGAGACUCACAAAUCAGCAACGGUCAUUUGCAGCUGGUUACUCAAGUGAUCAUCUGGCUGGUUUGAAUGUUUUUCAAGAGUGGACAACUGAACGUACCCGUCGAGGUGAUGAGUCAGCGGACUUAUUUUGCGAUCAACAUGGUUUCAAUAGCUCUGCAUUAAGAGUUAUUGAUGAUGCUGCAAACCAACUUAGAGCUAUUCUCAUCAACUUAGGUUUCCCGGAAGAAUCAUUGUCUGAUGCACCAGUUAAUUUCAAUUUGAAACACAAUAUUGAUUGCGAUAUACUUAGUACUUUACUUGUGUCUGGAUUGUAUCCAAAUAUCUGUUUUCAUUCAGAUAAGCGCAAAUUACUCACAACUGAGGGUACUUUAGCACUUAUACACAAAAGUUCUGUCAAUUGCAUGAAGGACAUCAAGUUCAAUUAUCCCUUUUUUGUUUUCGAUGAAAAAAUUCGUACCCAGGCCGUUUCGUGUAAAGGUCUUACAAUGGUACAUCCAAUUCAGUUAAUGCUUUUUGGCUGCCGCUCUGCUAUCUGGAGAUCUGAUGAUUCUAGUGAUAUAGGAAUAGUUGUUAUUGAUGAUUGGAUUCCUUUCCGUAUGAACUUCAUGACUGCUGCCCGAAUUUUCGCUUUUCGUCCAGCAUUGGAGGCAUUACUUGUCCGAACUUGCUUACGACCAGAAGCUGUUGCCGAUCUUCGAGAAGAAGAUCAGCGUGUUAUUAAUGUGUUGCGUCAACUAUGUUCGCCAGAAGCAUUAAAACAAAAUGUUGGUUUUGAUGAAGCAAAUAACUUCGAUUCUCCGCCCAGAAAAAGGUUCGCUACAUCCAGUAAUUACCCGUUACUCUCUGGUCGGUCGCAUCGAAACAAAGGAUGUGAAAAUUUGUACUCAGAAAAACAAGGUUUUGGGCGCUAUACUAAUUGUCCUAAUCGUUCUACUGACUCAGAACAGGUGCACGAUAUUCAAUGUGGUCUUUGGCAAGAUCCUUAUCCACAAUUUUCAAAUCAGCGAUAUGAUCAAGUACCUGUCAACCGAUUUUCUGGGAACUACAUGGGUGGGAGAUCAUUUGGUCCUAAUGGUGCAGGAAAUAAUUUUAAUGGAUCAUCAUGGAAUUCAUAUGGUGCACCAAAUUUUGGUGGAUAUCCAUAUCAACAACAACAGUUUACAAACGACCGGUUUAUGCAACCUAAUCAAAGACCAUCAACUAGACCUCAUUGGGGUGUCCGUUACUAAUUUUCAAUCGUAUAGCUUUCACAAAGUGGUUCUAAUUGUAUCUAAGUGUUUCUAAAUUAGGUUCAUCUUUGUUACGUUUUGCUUAUUUGUGAUUAUUUUGAAUUCAUUUAUAUACUUGUUACAUCAAUAGCCCGAUCUAUGUAAUCUGAUAAAAUUUGUUUCUUGUUGACUUCUUUUCAUUGACUAGCUUCAUUGUUUUGGGGUCUAAACCUUUGUUUUCAUGCACCGUCAUAUUGUUACUAUUUUGGUUGCAAUGAUAAAAUCGUCCUAACUUUGAUAUUUAUAUCUUUGACCCAUUACUUAGGACUAAAAAACUAGGGUUCGCUCUUACAUGUCCAUUUUACUUAUGAAGAUUUGUUUCAUAGUUCAUAAUGACAAUUCACUUCACAUAGCACUUCUUAACUAAUGCACAUAGUUUCACUAUGUGCACCCCACAUAUAUUUAAAUUUUUUUAACCUCGAAUGGUGUGAAACAGUUAAAGUGUAAACAAGUUACUUUAAGUUGUCUACUUUUACCAGACAAUCUGAAUAGUAUUUAAACAUAAACUCUUUUUAAAAUUU